Messenger RNA from Gracilinanus agilis (Agile Gracile Mouse Opossum), 1246 nucleotides. RefSeq lists its product as uncharacterized. The record is from RefSeq and is a predicted model, not a curated record. Lineage: Eukaryota; Metazoa; Chordata; Mammalia; Didelphimorphia; Didelphidae. The coding region runs from base 1 to 1197 and encodes 398 amino acids. Gene Ontology annotation, molecular function: zinc ion binding. The transcript is spliced from 3 exons.
AUGCGCGCCCAAAGGCGGGCCCAAGAGGAUGCCCACGGGCGCUCCCUGCCCUACCGCCGGAGGCCAGCCGGGAAGCUGGAGUCUCCACCCCCAUGUCUCCCCCAGCCCACAGCCUGCCCUUUCCCCUACUGCCUCUGGCCUUGGCCCCCGGCCUCCGAAGUCCACCGGGACCCAGGCGUCCGGCAGCGAGGGAAUCCUGCCCUCAUGUUGCAGAUGAGAGGGGACAGGAGGACUCAGGUGAGAGAGGGAGGCAUACAGCUAGGAGACCCGGGGGACAGGGGAAGCCAGUUGCGAGGCCCAGGUGAGUGGGGGAGACAUUUCGGGGAGCAGGAUGUACAGUUUGUGACCAGAGGGGAUAAGGAGAUGCAGCCGGGGAACAGUACUAUGGAGCUGAGAGACAGAGGGGUGUACCUGUGGGAGAGGAGUGUACAAUUGGGGGAUCGAGAGGAGAGGGCCAGGCAGCUGGGGGACAGAGGGGAGAGGGGGCUGCCUUUGUGGGAGAGGGGGGUACAGCUGGGGAGUAGAGGGGAGAGGAGGAUACAGCUAGGGGAGAGAGGGGUACAACUGGGGGACAGUGUGGAGAGAGGAUUCCAUUUGUGGGAGAGAGGCAUACAACUGGAGGACAGAGAAGACAGCAGGGGACCACUGGGAGAAAGGGAGGCACAGCCAGGGGACAGAGGGGCAGAGCUGGGACAGGGAGGGGCCCAUCUGGAGGACAGAGGGGAGAGGGGGCUGCAUUUGUGGGAUGGAGGCCAAAUGAUGCAGCUGGGAGACAGAGAGGAGACAGGGGGCAUGCUGGGAGAACUUCAGGGAAGGGGGAGACCAGCUGGGGCCAGGGAAGACAGGGCAGGGGCUAGGAAGCGGCCCAGGAGUUCCUCGGAAGAGGAAGAUUGGGAGCUGCUGUCCAGGUUCCGGGCCGUGUGUGGGCCGGAGCUGGCUGGCCUGGUGGCUGAGGAGCUGACCUUUGCUCGGCAGCACGGGGUCAGGGGCUUCCGCUGGACUGGCACGGGCUACACUCUGCAGGAUGGGACCUCGGACUUCCUCCUGGACGCAGCCUUGACCCGCUGUAGCUGCUCCAUCCACGCAGCCCGACACCUCCCCUGCCGACACCUCUUCGCUGCCCGCCUCGUGGUGGGAGCUGCCUUGUUCCACAUGGACCUGCUCAGGGACAGCUGGGGAGGGGCCCCUGAGCCUUGAGCCUUGGAACUUGCUCCCCCCUGCCCACCCCCACCAGCAGGAUGCCGAC